This is a messenger RNA of Ochlerotatus camptorhynchus, 888 nucleotides long. RefSeq lists its product as uncharacterized. The record is from RefSeq and is a predicted model, not a curated record. Bases 1 to 888 code for a protein of 295 amino acids. The transcript has 2 exons. NCBI's taxonomy places the organism in Eukaryota, Metazoa, Arthropoda, Insecta, Diptera, Culicidae.
AUGGUUGCCAGUGACAUUGCCAAAAGAUCCCUCAAAAACCGUGCUGCUGUUUCGACAGAAAUUUUCAUUGCGCGUCUCUAUCAACGUCUCUGGCUUAAAGGACCCGCUAAGGAAGCCAUCAGCAGUUUUCUUCUCCAUCCAUCCACCAUGCCGCAAGUUCUGUUAACCCUGCACACGCUGUACGAAAGACCAGAGCAGAUCGUGCACAACCUAGUCGCCAAAGUUCAAGAGCUCGUGGAUAAACUGCCGGCUAACAUCAAGUUCAACUGGGCGCUGCAUCAAGAGAACCUGCCUGUGGUCAAUUUGAAAGCGUUCAGCGAGUACAUGAGGAAGGUGACAACCGCUACUAGUGGUGUUACGACCUUCUCCAUCGCAUCGAAGCUGGUGAAAGAAGAGAAACCCAGAAUCAAGGAAAAGGCGUUCGUGAACGCUCAUGUAGCCCAAGAACAGAAGGAUCCAGGAGCAACUGACAAUCUAUCUGGGGAUCGGCGAGGCCAGAACAAGAGCGCUAAAGGCAAAGGAGAAGAAACCAAAAUUUGUCCAGCGUGCGGCGCGCACGGCCACACAGCUGCUAGCUGUGUAACUUUCAAGAAGCGUUCGAUCGACGGUCGGUGGAAUCUCGUCAAGGACAACAAACUCUGCCGCCGUUGUCUCGUAUCGCACACUCGUUGGCCAUGUGAAGGCGAGGUUUGCGGUAUCAAUAACUGUGAGAAAUGCCAUCAUCGUCUUCUUCACUCGGAACCCACUAAGAAACAGCCAGUCAUCGAUGCCACUGUAACCAUCCACCGUCAGCCCGUUUCUUCGAAGCUGUUCAAGGUACUGCCGGUGACAUUGUACGGGAAAAACGGGUCGGUGAACACAUUCUCACAUACAGCAGCCAACUAUUAG